Penaeus monodon (black tiger shrimp) is the source of this 826-nucleotide messenger RNA. Its product is annotated as plasma kallikrein-like. Gene Ontology annotation, biological process: proteolysis. The annotation marks the transcript as partial. The record is from RefSeq and is a predicted model, not a curated record. Gene Ontology annotation, molecular function: serine-type endopeptidase activity. NCBI's taxonomy places the organism in Eukaryota, Metazoa, Arthropoda, Malacostraca, Decapoda, Penaeidae. The transcript has 9 exons.
AUGGAGAGAGAAUUAUUAAGUCUCCGAGCUGUUGGCCAUGUUGUUUUUCCGUGGCUGGAGCUUCUGUCAUCUCUGAGUUUCAGGACCUUCUACAUCCGUGAUUCAAUCUCUGUGAUGACACCGGAGCUGAAAAUGGCACCGCCCUUGAUUCCUCGUCAGUAUGGCAAGGAUGGGCCAUGUGGAGGCCAAACCGUCCCAGCUGGCGAGGUCACACUGGCACCGGGGGAAAAAGUGUGCGUCUCUUCCCCGAAUUUCCCCAAUAAUUACCCUAGCAACGCGUUUCUUCAGUGGAUUGUGAGAAUAUGGGUGAUUUACUGCGGUGACAAGGGACCCACCAACGUGUUUGAAACGUGUUCAUCCCUCGCUGUGUUAAUUUUCAAAAGUGACGGUCAAGGAGAAAAACAAGGGUUUUCCUGCUCCAUCGCCGAUACUGCUUCUGCGCCGGCCGGACCUUAUGAUUGCAAGUGCGCGGCGUCCCAACCGGAAGAGCAGAAUCGUGGGCGCGCAAAGGAGACGGACGUGAACGAGUAUCCUUGGCUUGUGGGCGUGUCUCUGAAGGGGAAGCCUGACACGCCCUUUUGUGGGGGUUCCAUCUACAACGACGAGUGGGUCAUCACAGCCGCCCACUGUUUCGACAAAAUUUCCCCACAUUACUCUGAGGUUCUGUUCAACAUGUGGGCUUGGCGAUAUGGUCCCACCGCCAUAUAUUAUCGAGAUGUGGACGAUUACGUCAUUCAUCCUGCGUAUGACAAGAGCACAGUAAGUUUCGAUAAUAAGAAAAAAGAAAAGAAUAAAGAAAGAAAAGGAAAAGUACUUUUUUCGGGUU